UACUUUGGAUAGACAUGAGAGGGUGUCUGUGCUGUAGUCUAAUAGCUCAUAGGUUAGCAUUGGUAGUACUGGCGUCACAUACCGGUGCUGUGUAUUAGUGUGUUAGUUGUGUUUGACUUGUUUUGUGAGAGUCAGACAACACACACAACACAUGACAUAAUAAACAGUGUAUUAAUCCAAACAUUGACUGACUUAUGGCCGCAUAGAAAGCAAUUGACUUUUAAUACACUAAACAAUCAAUUAAUGGAUUUGAGAUAAACUGGACGUUGAAGACAAUCAACGAUCACUUAAUACAAGACCACUGGACGCCCACUUCGGGCCAUUGGAUCAGUCAAGAGAUAUUUAGAUGAGGUUUAAUAGGUAUUCAAUAAAAGGUCAUUCAAUUUAAAGUGACUGUGAAUUGCGUGAAAAAUGGCGACCAAUACCUCUGACAACAAGAGUCCUGUCCUAAGAAUGGGACAGUUAUGGCACACCAUCGAUGACAAUGUGACCGCUGAUGGCGAGGACACUGAAGACGAAGAAGACAUACACAGAGGAAAUACAGAGACAAUGAAAUUACGAAGAGAAGAUAUGUCACUGUUUGGUAUCUGUCCCGCUUGGGAUCAAUUUUAUUUGGUUGUCUGCGAGUUCUGUAAACAAGUUAUCAAACCUCAAGCUCUUCAGAGACACAUUGAACUAAGGCAUUCAUUUUGUAAACAAACAUCCAAUCAGUUGAACAACAAUUCAUUGAAAAUUCAGACAAAUAGUACAAAGAACUCAACAACCACUACAUUGUCAUCAAUUUCAUCAUCUCUGGAGAGGACAGCCAUUGCGGACAUUAAGACACAAGCAUUAGUGAAUGGCAACACUGACAACAAUGACACCAAAAACAGCAUCGAUAUGAUCAACAAUAACAUUAAUAAUGUGAUCAACAAAAGUAAAAAUAGUGACAAAAUUUAUAAUAAGGAUUUAGUGAGAAGUGUUUGUAAAAGUGAUGUUAAAGUGUUGUUAGACUCUAAUGAUAUCAAACGAUUUCUUCUCGACAAUAGUGUGGUCGACAAGAAUUGUGUAAAUAGUAAUGAAGUGAUGAACAAAAGUGUAAACAUUGACUUAAAAAAUAACUCAAAACUAAUUAAUUUAUUGUCGCCAAACAUGAGUACAACUUUGGACACAUUACUUCCCGAACCGACUGGUCCGGGACCGGGAUAUUCUCUUGGAUUUGUUAGUGCCGACAAAAACUCGGUGACUAUUAGUUUACCAGAAAUCAAUAUAAAUAACAAAUAUGAGUCAAUGCCCGAUCUGGAAACAGCAGCUCCUGUGGUAACAGUGGCGCCAAAAAAGAAGUCUUACAAAAAGAACACCAGCCAAAGGAAAUUACUUCCGUGUAAAGACCGAGAGUAUGAUCCAAACAAACACUGUGGUGUCUGUCCUCCAGAAGCCGAAAAACCCUGCACUCGUAGCCUUACCUGUAAGACUCAUUCACUAACUCUUCGGCGAGCAGUUACCGGUCGGAGCAAAAGUUUUGAUAUGUUACUCACCGAACAUCGAGAGGCCAAAGAAGCAGCGCUCAGAGCACAAGGCAUUGACGUAAAGCCCACAAAAAAGUCAGUUCAAAGACAACAACAACUGUUAAAAGUCUCAAAUCAGCUCAAAGACGAUCAGAAUCAGUAUAUUAGUGAUAAAAACAAUUAUCAAUCAACUGGUCGGACGUUUUUAAGUGAUUCUCAAUUAAUUGACACAAACAUAAGUUCUAAUAAAAAUAGUUUGUUAUCACAUCCUACGACAACAUUGGUGUCUUCUAAUAUAAAUUAUUUGAGUCGUAAAUCACAACAYCCGAAGCCAUCAAAAUGUCAUCUACGACUGGAUCAAAUUGAAAUGAAUGGUUUGGACGGCAUUCCCAAAAUGCCAAUUCAUCCGAAACCGGCGGCAGUUUGUAACUACAAUAUUCGUAAAAGUGAUGGCAUAAGACUCAUUAGCCGAAAUUGUGACUUGACUUUAGCUAAUUUGAGGGCAACUUUCAAUACCCCUCUAAUUGUGUCAAAGUUAGUGAACAGACAACAAAAGUGUACAUCAAAUGUGUCUCAAACACCAACCACUCAAAUAUCCGUCAAAAGUCCAGUUCGUACUAAUAAUCAAAGCUUUUCUGCCAAUAAAAAAUUAAGGACUUCUAUCGAUUGUGAACCGAUUCCAGUGAUAAAAGCAGAAUCGCCAUCAGUAGCUACAAUGGCUACCGAGACAGUGACUGGUGAUCCCUAUAGUUUUACCGAUGCUUUUAUUGUCAACAAUAGCAACGGUAAYAGUAAUAGUGCUAACAGUUAUACUUACGUUAAGCCAAAGACAACAAUCACUAAGAAUAGUAAUAACACAUCGAAAAAGUCGAAAAAAUCGAAAACAGAAGUCAAUUGUUUUACACAAAACUCAAGCCUUUUAAGUAAUGGACACCACAUUGUAAUUAAUAAUUAAUAGUUAAUUAAUAUUUGAAUGAUUCCAUAGAUAUCUUGUUAAUUAUUAUAAAUUAUAUGUUUUAAAUUAAUAU
Messenger RNA from Oppia nitens, 2515 nucleotides. Its product is annotated as ataxin-7-like protein 1. Bases 412 to 2442 code for a protein of 676 amino acids. Lineage: Eukaryota; Metazoa; Arthropoda; Arachnida; Sarcoptiformes; Oppiidae. The transcript has 4 exons. The record is from RefSeq and is a predicted model, not a curated record.